GUGCGAUCGCGCGGCGCGGCAUCGAGCGGCGCGGCCCAAGGGGCUCGCUCCGCAAAUUGCUCACAAGGCCUUUCGAGGCGGUCGUGUCACAGAGGCCGUCAUGUCGGACAACAGAAAAACGACCGCGGUCCUGUGAUGUCACAAAGCGGGAAUCCCCCCUCCGCCGCGUCGGCCGUUUGUUUGUCGCUAUCGCAUCGGGGCGAUUUUCGGGAGCAACAUGCCGUUUCUCUUCCUGGGUUUUGCUCUGGGAGCCGUGGCCACCAAAACGCUGAGGACCGUCGUGGGCGGCCGCCCCGCGUCACCCGCCGUUCGAGCGGGAAGCGCGGACGCGUGGGGCGACGAGCCAUUGGCGGGGGCGGCGGCGGCGGCGGCCGGCAAGAGGAGCCCACUGAAGAAGAUCUGCCGCUUCGCCAACUACUGCAACAACUGCUGGAUGAACUCCACGCUGCAAGCCACGCUGAACCUGAACGUGGUCCGGCGCAAGCUGCCCGAGCGCAUCCAGCAGUUUGUGAGCUUACUGUCGGAGAUGCCGGCGUUCGCCUGCCUCUACCUGAGCGCCCUGGAGAACCCCGGCGUGUGCUUCACGGCGGCGGAGCUUUGCGUGGCGCUGGCCGAGCUCUGCGACUGCGUCCCGGCGCUCAUCCUGUACGAGAACAACGACUCGGUGGACCUGCUGGUGCCGCUCCUGUCGUGGUUCGACCGCUGCGGGAUCCGCACCGGCGUCCAGGUGCGCGACGUCAACCGCUGCCCGCGGUGCCACCUCACCACCUCGUCCGUCUCCAACCUGGGCAACGUGGUCACCUUGCCCAAGCCGCUCAACGGCGAGACGCUGAGCUCCUUGAUCAAGCGCGGCACGGGCGGGCGGCGGCGCCGCUGCAAGGCGUGCGGCCACAAAACGGUCCGCAAGCGGUUCUGGACCCACCCGGACAUCCUCACCUUCUUCGUCAACCGCAUCGCCGGCGACGGCUUGGUCAGCCACGACCGCGUCUACUCGCCCGAACGGCUGGAGGUGGACGUGGACGAGAACACCAAGCAGACGUACCGCCUCUCGUCCGUCAUCUGCCACGCCGGCGUGGACCGUCAUAGCGGACACUUUUGGUCCUACCUCUUUUCGGGCGACGUCACCAUCGAGGCUAAUGAUACGUACCUGUCCUUUACCGACCAGGGUCCGCCCGAUAAGGUCUACAACAACGGCACCACCUAUCUCUACGAAGUUUAGCGGCGGCAUCGAGUCCGCCGCGGUGUCGCGCAUCGCGACGACAAGGCGCCGCCACGUGAGACCGCGAAAUAGCUCGGGCCGGCUUCGGUCAGCGCCGCGCUUUCAUCCGGAGGCCGGAGCAAAAAUUCUUCCGGUGGUACCGACGGGCGGCAGGCCGGAGAACUUUCUGCUUUCGAGUCAGACGCUCGCUCGACGGCGGCUGUUUUUCUCAGACGGGGUUUUGCUUCCCCCCCCCCCCCGACGACGCUCCCGAGUGCCCCGUCAGUUGGCCCAAAUUAAAAAUGUUUUCAAACACUUGGGCUUUGUCGCUGCUCUUUUUUUCUCUG
Messenger RNA from Hippocampus zosterae (dwarf seahorse), 1545 nucleotides. RefSeq lists its product as uncharacterized. Gene Ontology annotation, cellular component: nucleus; cytosol. The coding region runs from base 218 to 1219 and encodes 333 amino acids. The transcript has 2 exons. Gene Ontology annotation, biological process: protein deubiquitination. Gene Ontology annotation, molecular function: cysteine-type deubiquitinase activity; cysteine-type endopeptidase activity. Lineage: Eukaryota; Metazoa; Chordata; Actinopteri; Syngnathiformes; Syngnathidae. The record is from RefSeq and is a predicted model, not a curated record.